Purpureocillium takamizusanense is the source of this 2782-nucleotide messenger RNA. It is a transcript of the gene hob1, whose product is annotated as BAR adaptor protein Hob1, variant 3. Gene Ontology annotation, molecular function: lipid binding; protein binding. NCBI's taxonomy places the organism in Eukaryota, Fungi, Ascomycota, Sordariomycetes, Hypocreales, Ophiocordycipitaceae. The coding region runs from base 1276 to 2388 and encodes 370 amino acids. Gene Ontology annotation, biological process: plasma membrane tubulation; actin cortical patch localization; endocytosis. The record is from RefSeq and is a predicted model, not a curated record. The transcript has 2 exons. Gene Ontology annotation, cellular component: medial cortex; actin cortical patch; Rvs161p-Rvs167p complex.
CGUGUGUAUCGCAUCAUCCAGACAGACCAAAUUGCGAGUGCUUUCACUCACGUCUUCGGCGGCACCAUUCUGCACAGUGGCACGGCCGUGGCACGGGGAACCUGCGUGCCUGCCAUGCCACGCUUGCUACCAGCCAAAUCAUCCACGAUAGCUGCAAACCUUCUGUGCCUUUGGUACGUCCAUCCCGUUCGUUCAGCGGCCGUUGAGCGGCGCUCCGCUGGUUCAUCGUGAACCGUUCACGUAACCCAAACUGGCAUGCCAGCCGUGACAUAACGAGGAGCAGCUUUGCCAGCCGUUUGCGCUGCAUGGCCCAACUCAAUACCCAAACAAAUGCAGCGUUCUCCUACCACCAAGUUCCUACUUGCGCGCGCUCAGGGUCACAGGUGAGGCGGUUGCUGGUCAGUGGUCGCUGACGCGCGCAGAUCUCGCACUGCCGGGCGGGCUUCCCCAGCGACGGAGGCCACCUACGAAGUACCUAUGCCCCUGGAGCCCUUCAUCAGCGGCCGGGCUGCCGCUGCCGCCCCUCCCCGGCCCCCGCGCCCCAGGGCAGCCUGGAAAGCCUGGGCAUGCUCCACUUCCGGCCGCCCUGAGGUGAAAGGAUGAUGGCACAUAGUUGUUCAUGAUCGCCCGAGCCCGGCGCCCGGGAACAGCUGGAGCGACCCCCCAGCAAUGCGCCACAGAGCCUAGCGCAGACACAGCCACGGCCCAAGUCGUCACCAUUGCAGGCAUGGCCCGACUUUGUGGCCAAACGUCGCCGCUCUGACGAAGCUUUGUCGUCGGCUGAUUCCGCAAACACUCAGCAACCACCACAACUCCCUCAAGGCGCGCCGUGGCUCCUCGUCACUGCCCGACCUUUGCGCCCUCUCUCUCCCUCGCUCGCCGCUCCCCUCCCGAUCGUGCCGCCGCCGCAUCAUCCUCAACAUGAGCUUCAAGGGCUUUCAGAAGACCCUGACCCGGGUACGUUGCCGUCGCCAUAGUGCCCCUCACCCCGAGCUUGUCCAGCCCCUCCGACCAUCGUCAUCCUCGCUCCGCCGGGGCAAUACAAGACAAAGGGACCAAGACAAGACAAUUCAAUCAAUGCAACAGCGUCGCUAACCUACCCGUUUUUUUUCUUCCCUCCCGCAGGCACCGCAGCAAUUCAAGCAAAAGUUCAACAUCGGCGAGCAGACCAAGGACGCCGUCUACAUCGACGCCGAGCGCCGUUUCCAAGAGCUCGAGACGGAGACCAAGAAGCUCCACGAUGAGUCCAAAAAAUACUUUGAAGCCAUCAACGGCAUGCUCAACCACCAGAUCGAGUUCAGUCAGGCCAUGACGGAGAUUUACAAGCCAAUCUCGGGCCGCAUGUCGGACCCGGACUCGAUGAGGAUCGAGGGUAACCCCGAGGGCAUCAACGCCUGCGAGGAGUACGAGGCCGUCGUCAAGGAGCUGCAGGAGACGCUCGCGCCCGAGCUGGAUAUGAUCGAGUCCCGGGUCAUCCGGCCGGCCAACGAGCUGCUCGACGUCAUCAAGGUCAUCCGCAAGACGGCCCUCAAGCGCGAGCACAAAAAGCUCGACUACGACCGCCACCGCGCCGCCCUCAAGAAGCUACAGGACAAGAAGGAGCGCACCCCCAAGGACGAAAAGGCCCUGUGGAAGGCCGAGGGCGACGUCGAGCAGGCCACACAGGACUUUGAGUACUUCAACGACCUCCUCAAGGACGAGCUGCCCAAGCUCUUCACCCUCGAACGCGAGUUCAUCCAGCCCCUCUUCCAGUCCUUUUACUACAUGCAGCUCAACAUCUUCUACACCUUGCACGAGCGCAUGCAGCGCUGCGACAUUGGCUACUUUGACCUGACGCGCGAGAUUGAGGAGGCCUUCCACGAGAAGCGCGGCGACAUUCAGGAGCAGGCCGAGGCGCUGUCCAUCUGCCGCUUCAAGACGACCGGCCGGCCACGGCCACCGAAAUACACUCCCCGUCCCGCCCUCGAGGGCGGCAAGCAGCCCGGCCUGCUCACGGCCGGCCCCAACGCGACGUCCAACUCCAAAGCGAGCGCGUACUCGCGGCAGUCCACCGACGGCAACGAGCAGAACCCGCCUCCCCCGUACUCGACCGGGGCGGUCAAGCCCUCUAGCCCAGGGCUAUCAGCAAUCGCCGCCGCCAAGGCCAAGCCCCCGCCUCCUAAGCCCAAGCCCAAGGCCCUCAUGGCCGCGCCCGCCGCGGAGAUGGUCACCGCGCUGUACGAUUACUCGGCGCAGGCGGAGGGCGACCUCAGCUUCCGGGCAGGCGACGUUAUCGAGAUUGUAUCAAGAACACAAAAUGAGAACGAGUGGUGGACCGGCCGGUUGCAGGGCAAGGAAGGCCAAUUCCCUGGUUCGUCCAACCUCACACUCCCUGACCAUGGACUUUGACGCGCCAACCUUUUUUUCUUCGUCCACGGCACUAACCUACCUCCUCUCCAGGAAACUAUGUUCAGUUAAGCUAAUACAAGUGGCGGACUUCUCGAGACGGACUACUACCCUGUCGGAUUGUUGUAGCUCUCGGCGCAUCGGCCCAUGGGAGGGGGGUUUUAUCUUUCUCCUUGUUUGUUCUUUUUGACUAGGCACAACGAUACAGUAGGAUCCCUCCCCCUCGUUUCAUCACCCACACACACCACCCUAGACCGCGGCAGGUAUAUCCAGGCAAAAAAUGUCUACAAUGCCGCGUACACCUUUUUGACAGCUGUGAAUGUAACACAAUCAAUCUACAUUCGUUGUAAAAUGACAAAUGAGUCAUCGGACAAAAGUAAAGUGCUCCAAUUCAUAA